UGACCUCCACACCCACGCCCUAUACCACAGCAACCUUACCCAAAUACAAUCGACUGAGGGCAGACCCGCUCUCGGUAUAUUCUCAGAUAGCGCGCGGUUUCUACGGCGCGUUGACUGCGACCCGCAAUCAUGGCUCCUAAGUCGAAGACCCAGAAGAUGUCCCUGGGGGACUUCCUGGGUGACCAAUCACUCGGAUCCUGGGCUGACGAAAUGGAGGACAUGCCCGUGGGAGGAGACUCCCGUGGUGGAUAUGGAGGCGAGCGACGUGCAUUCAGCUCCGCUGGCGGAUUCGGUGCUGAUCGUGGAUUUGCGACUACGAGCGACCGCGGGUAUGCUAUGCGCGAGGUGCUCCCCCUUCCCUCAAAGCCUCCAUACACUGCCCAUCUCGGCAACCUCUCGUUCGACGCUACCGAGGGCGACAUCACGGAUUUCUUCAGCGGGUGCGAGGUCACUAAUGUGCGAAUUGUUGAGGACAAAUUAGAGCGGAAGCCGAAAGGCUUUGGCUAUGUCGAAUUCGGAAGCCUUGACGGGCUGAAGAAGGCUCUUGAGUUGUCAGGUACACAGUUCCAGGGUAGAAAUAUCAGGAUCAGUGUCGCAGAACCACCCAAGGACCGCCCAGAAACCAAGGAUAUGUCCGACUGGACUCGGAAAGGCCCCCUUCCCGAUCUCCCAGGCGCAGGCCGUCGUGCAUCCGACCGUGGCGGCGGAUUCCGAAAUUUUGAUGCCAUGUCCGAUGCUGGAAGCGAUCGUGGCGAGAGGAGACGACCUCCUCCAUUUGAAGGCGACGGGAAAGUGCGCGACUUCGGGAACUGGGAGCGAAAGGGUCCCUUGUCUCCUGUUCCACCAACUGGGCCGAUGAGGGAGGGUGGCAGGCUGCGAAACCACGAAGGACCACGUGAUGGACCGCGUGAGCGCAAACAGUCUCCAGCUUGGGGUGAAGGCCGAUCGCAAGAUGGAUCUCGCCCUCCUCGUCGCGAGUUUCAAGAUAGGCCUCACUAUGACAGGCAACCCACAGCCCCAGAACUCGACAAUCAAUGGCGGGCCAGGAUGCGAUCUGACGCUGCUGCCAAAUCCCCUUCCGGCACUCCAGAGACUAGCGUUCCUUCAUCUCCUGCAGCACAGCCCGCGGCUCUUGCCACACGUCCCAAGCUAAAUCUUGCGAAGCGAACGGUUUCUGAAGCCGACCAUGCUCCAGUUGCUUCUGGCUCUGACUCAAAGCCAAAUCCAUUCGGCGCAGCGCGCCCGAUUGACACCGCUGCCCGCGAGAAGGAGAUCGAAGAGAAGAGGCAGCUUGCCCUCCGCCUGAAGAGAGAGGCAGAUGAAAAAGCUCGAGAAGAAAAGAAGGCCAAAGAAGCGGCGGAGAAGGCGGCAGCUAAAGAGAAAGGAGCGUCCGGAGCACCACCGACUCCAACCACUGAAAAGUCGAAGGAGAAUGCUGCGGAUGAGAGACCUGUGAACCGCAGUUUCGAAAUCCUGAGACGUGCAGGUGACGGUGGAGAAGCCGAGGCCGAUGAAGAAGGUGGUGUUGAUGCGCCUGCAAAUGGCAAUAUCGUACAAGAGAAGGCCGUCAAACCGAGGGAGGUUGUCCGUGACCCUCCGAAGCCAGAGAGAUCGUGGAGACGAAAGUCCGGGGCUCCUGCUGCACCGCCUGGUUCCACGACCGAGAAUCUCGAAGACGACGGUUGGAGCACGGUUCCCCAGAAAUCUAAGAGCAGCCGCCGAGGAGGUGGUCAGCGUGCCGUUGCCUCUUAAAGUUCGAGAUUUUCUACUUGCGCGGCGCCUCGGAC
Molecule: messenger RNA, 1787 nt
Organism: Lindgomyces ingoldianus
Lineage: Eukaryota; Fungi; Ascomycota; Dothideomycetes; Pleosporales; Lindgomycetaceae
Exons: 7
Coding region: 130-1752 (540 amino acids)
Molecular function (GO): RNA binding
Source: RefSeq, a predicted model, not a curated record